Messenger RNA from Lagopus muta (rock ptarmigan), 4517 nucleotides. It is a transcript of the gene PPP1R36, whose product is annotated as protein phosphatase 1 regulatory subunit 36. The record is from RefSeq and is a predicted model, not a curated record. Bases 294 to 1142 code for a protein of 282 amino acids. NCBI's taxonomy places the organism in Eukaryota, Metazoa, Chordata, Aves, Galliformes, Phasianidae. The transcript is spliced from 10 exons. Gene Ontology annotation, molecular function: phosphatase binding. Gene Ontology annotation, biological process: negative regulation of phosphatase activity.
CAGGCGUGUGGUACUGGAAAGAUGACACUAACACACUUGAAUUUGCAAGCUCCAGUCCAGCAGCUGAGGAAAGCCUUAACGAAGGAGAAAACGCUCACUUUCAGGAAAUAUGUGUCAAGACAUUAAAGAGCAUUUUCCAAGAUGAAUGCAGUGCUACAGUCCCUGAAAAAAGGCUUGCUGACAACGAGGAAAAAAUUCAUAAGCUGUCAAAGUGGAUAAAACAUGAAUAUGUCACACUGGAUGAUGUCAAAUAUCUUGCUUUCCUUUUGAGAGAAGAAAAUGAGUCACAUCGCAUGCUACCAUUUGCAGCAGUUAUGGGGAAUAAGAAACUGGAUGAGUUCCUCAUGGCCCUGCUUUUCUACAUGUCUUUUUACCUGGAAAAAAUUGCCUUGGAAAAGAAAACCCAAUCCUUGAUUUUGUCUGUGAUUUUUCUGGAAAAUAAAGCAAUGGAUGAUGUGUUGGCAAAGUUAGCGGUGGCCAAGAUUUACCUUGCCAAAGUUUACAGUAACUUUGUUCUUGAGAGAGGCACAGCAGAGAAGAGUCGCACAUCUCGUGGAAAGAGAAAAACGUCUUUGCAGAAAGAUCGGAACUUCUUUGAGGGCUUCUACAACUUCUGCAGCUACGUGACUUGGCUUGUGUUCAGGCGGAAGCACUUCCAAGUGAUUCGGGAAGAAAUCGGCAGGCUCCUUUGCUCUGACAUGUUCAAUCUUGCCUUAAGAGACAGGAACCAUGUUUCUUUGCAGACUGCUGAUGCAAAUGCAGUGAGAUUACCACGUCAGAGACAAGUCAGUGCCAAGCAUCCAUCCAUAAACAGCAUGGUUUACCAGCACUCACCUGUGCUCAGCACACUGCUGCCCUUACCAAAGGAGAGCGCUCAGUACCGCUCCCAGAGCCACUACUGUCGGGGCAGAGACCCACAGCCCUGCUCGUGUGACAUCCUACCAGACUUCUCACAGUUGCUCACUACCAAGGUGGGCAUCAUUGGAGCUCACUGUAGUGAGUUAAAUUCCUUUUUGCUCCAGUCUGAUGGGACAAUGGAAGAGGAAGAACAAGAACAAGACCGAGAACAAAGAGAAGAACAAGAAAAACCGAGGACUCAUUCCUUUGUCCUGACAAAAGAUCUGAGUUUAUCAGCUCUGUGAAGCCCUCAGAAAGGCUUAGUAGAGAGAGUGCUGUAUUCUCAAGAGCAAACAGCAGAAGGUGAUCGUAACCAGAACAACUAGCUGAAGUUGAGUGGCAUGGUUUCACGUUGCUAAGUAAAUAAUUUUGAAAUUGCAUCUUAAAAAGCCAAAAUCAUUUAUCAGAGGUGGGGUAGUUGAAUACACAAGCAUCUGCAUGGGAGACUGAAGACCUGGACUGUAAUUCCUGGUCUGUCACUAUUCCUCUUUCAUCUGAAUGCCGCCUUCUCUCCGUUUCUGAGAAGUUAUUUUACUGACUUAUUUGGGGAAGGGCUUUGACACCUGCAGAUGAAUAUGAUCAUUGAUUUUAAUGACAGACUUCAUUUUUUUAAAGGAUUAGCAAAGUAACCAGGAGACAUGACUUACUAUGGCCUGAAGUUCCUUAAACUGUCCUUUUAAAGGAACUUACUCUUGAAUCUUUGAUAUAUUGUUUACUCCUUUUUUAAUUUCCAUCACCUCUCAUUUAGUUCUAAUAUUUUGUAGCCUAAUUUAUGACUCACUGUGAAAAUAGUUAGCAAAGAGGAAUCUUCAUGUGAAGUUUACUCAGAAUUAACUUUCCAAGUUUUACAUUUGCGUUCACAUUGGGCAGACAGGUUAGUGCUCUUAUGAUCAUAAAAUUGGUGGCAAGACCUUCAAAUGGUGCUUUGGUUGCAGGUUUCCUGGGAGUCUGGUUGGGCAACAGCAUGUGCAACUCUCUCUCCCAGCGGCACGAACUACUCCUGGACGGUGCAUAGCUGGCUGGACAUGCAAGAGGCAAUUGUGCUAUCACUGCCCUGCAGCAACAUGGUUUCUCUACUGAAUGAUGCAGCAAGAUGUUGGCCAAUACCUGGAGCUAAGGGAGUCUACUUCAUAGCUUCCUUCUCAUGGUGUUGGGAGAAGUCUUUCAGUUUCUGCUUUAGGAGGCCUUGGCUUGGUCUCAGUUAUCUUUGUCUGCAUCUGCAUCAUGCUGUAUGGCACACUCUGAGUAAAACCCGAUGGUCCUAGCGAGUUCUGUUUUUAAGACACUGUGAUAGUAAGCCAAGUCCUCAGUGAUGGCUUUGGGCCAUCUAACAACAGCCUUGAACUUUCUAGAAAGGAUUGAGAAAUACUUUGAAGUUCAGGUCCUUUAGUCAGCAGAGUCCUUUCCAGGGUUACCUUCUCAGGGCUGAGCUCUGCUUUUUCUGAGGCAAUGGAUGUCUAACACAGACACCCCAUACCUGUUUAAGCAUGUAAGCAAGACCUGGCAGCCUUGCACACAUGACAGUGAGUCAUCCUUCCAGCAGGAGAGAGUGAGUCAGAAAGGGCAGUUGACAAGCUUUAUUUAUCGGUCUCCUGUUAUUUGGCCCGGGAGAAUAUCACUCUGAAAAACCCACCCUUGUUAAUGACAGGCAGAGCUCAGAAGUGUAUCAUGAGACUACUGGCUUUUAUUCCCAUAGGCUUUGCAUGCAGUGUCAUUAUCAGGAAGUCACGGCAGAUUGGCCAUUUCCAUGCAUUUCUUUUUUCACAGGGACUCAGAGCAUGCCAGCUGCAUCAGAACAACCUGCCCAACCUAGGGUUGCCAUAAGCAAUACAAAUUCAAAUGCCUCCGAGUGAUGAAAAGAGCCAGGGGUUCUGUGCAGCAGCAUUUACUGAGUUCCCAUUUACUUUCUUCUCUUAGGGCUGACUUGCUCAGAACUUUAAUCAAAUGCUGCUAGCAUACCCUUGUGUCUUGAUAAUGUCUUGGAUUAUGGUUGUGCCACUCACAGGCUCCAUAUAGGGUGUGUCAGGCUUUCGAGUGUACGUGUCUAUUUUCAGAAGUUAUUUUGCUCUGUUGUAGAAAUUCACACCAAGAAGAAAGUUGGCAGGAAACUUUGCAGCUCGGAGAUGGAAAAAGAAACAGAGGAAAAAAAAAAAGAAACGUCUGCCUGAUGAUUAAUGAAGGAAACCCUGCCCGGAGAGGUUUCAGGCUUUGCACUUGGGAGAGAGGUGGCAUUGCAGCAGGGAGAUCCACCGAGACGUGGAAUGACCACUGUGUGUAGUUGUGGUAUGGAAAGAAGCAGUAUAGACUUCAUCCAUUCUAUCUGUAUUCUGGAGGGGUUCAGGGCAGUAACCCAUGAAGGCAGCACUCACAGCAGCAGUGCUGCAGGGCUUAGCAAUCUGAGCCCACAUGGCAGGGCCUGGGGCUCUUGCAAGUUCUUUGUGGUCCUGUUGGUUCAUCUUGUUCUGUUAGAGGCUGGUGUCUGAUAUACAGGGAAAAGCAGUCUGAGCCUUCUCGUUUUCCUCUGCAAGAAAGAUAGGUCAAAAGCAGCACUUUAUCAGCUAAUAACAGGUUUUGUCCAUUUUUAUGUGGAUUCAGACAUGUAUUCAUGCAGUUACAUUUGCUGCAUAGGAGAAUAACGCUUCCAUAUGCCUUUGGUAAUAUGGCUUUUUGUUGCUUCCAGCCAAGUAGGGACCUAACAGAUGCUGCAGUGGUGAAAGGCACCAUCUUGUUUCAUGAUCCUGCCAGUGUCCCUCCUCUGCCUGGGGUCCACCAUUUUACUCCAUCUCCUUUGCCCUCUCAGUUAAACAAAAGAUUCAGGAAUCCUUGACAGAGCUCUGAAGAUGCUUCUCAUCGCUCCUGUUUGUUCUGCUGCUCAUCUCCCUCUGAAAGCCAAGCUGCACCUACCAACCAACCAGCCAGCCCAGGAGAAAUAGCAGCUCCUUUGUACAGGUUGCUGACACCAUCACCUUGGCUGCUCCUCACCAGGGGAUGGGCGUGAUGCUUGUGAUGCCUUUUUACCUCCAGGUAUGCUGGGGGAAAGAGAGCGGCGGUGAGACUGGAGACCAGGCAAUGAUUUGCACUAUGAGAGGAAGCUGUCAGUCUGGAUUUUCUUAAGCAAAGCUUCCAAAUGGUGGUGGCAUGUGUUCCUGAACUGGAUGGGACUAAAACCUUCACCUUGCAAGCAAACCACACUGGAAUUAUCAUGCACCGGUUAUGGUUCUUGUGGCUCAGGCUAUAUCAGAAUGUUUGUGGUGAGAUUUUUACAGUUUGCAACAAAAAUAAAACAAACUGCAAUUCACAGAAUGUGGAGAUAUUCUUACUCUGGCUCAUCUUCAUGUGAGAAAGCUUGAAAGAACAGGCUGUAAUUAUCCUGUCAUCUGUUACAGCCCUUCCAUUUGGAAGAGAUAUAAUAAUAUUAAUGCAGUGUAUUUCUUGGUGUCAUUAUUUACAAAACAAUAAAUAGUCUUUUUUCCUUUUCUUUGAAUAAAGUAGAAACAAUCACAAAUUGUUUCUGUACACACAUUCCUGAGACUGCUGGUCCCAACAAGGUCUGACUUCCAAAGAGUUCCCUCUGUGAUGCUCCUUACUUUUCCCCCUCUGUACCAAGCCAACACAAGCAC